Molecule: messenger RNA, 1755 nt
Organism: Spodoptera littoralis (African cotton leafworm)
Lineage: Eukaryota; Metazoa; Arthropoda; Insecta; Lepidoptera; Noctuidae
Source: the annotation of a GenBank genome assembly
AUGAGUGGUAACACGGAAUCAACAUCGAACAGCAUCAAGUUUGCGCCGAUGCCUAUGUCGGCACUGCUGGCCAACUUGAUGCCUUUCAAGAAUGCAGCAGAUAGCCCUGAUGCCAGCUUUUCAUCAGCUGACGAUAGUGAUCACUCCUUUAGCGAAACCGUGGCAAAAAAACCGUCUCCUGCUAAGAAAAUAAACAAAGAUUUUUUCACGCCCAAUGUGAAACCUAAACCAAAAGAUAUAAAAGCUUUUGCUUCAGAAAAAAAAUUCAGUUACAACGAUCACGAUAAAGAGAAUGCAAACGAUAAUUGGGUGCCCCAUCAAACAUAUCCAGCCAAAGAAAAUAUCAAUACACAAAGUGCUCACAAAAACAAAAGUACAAAUGUUUUUCCGACUUCAGAAUCUAAGAAGCGUAGUGUAUUAAUGCCACAAAGCAAUAAUAACUCACGAAUACAAAGUUCAUGUGUUAAAAAGACUCCAGAGAAGAAAAUACCAACUAGUGCACAGAAGCUAAAAUCUGCAACCCCUAAGAUAAAGUCAGGUAUCAGAAGGUUUACUCCGGGGUCUAAACCAAGUCAUAAGAAAACUCCCCAGAAAGCUGCCAUACAGAACAGAGACAGAGUAAGAGUGGAGUUGUUUUCACAAAAUCCUAAAGAUGAGCCGCUGUGCCCACCACCACGGCCAGAGCCAGCCCCUGCACCUGCACCAGUGCCAGAGACACCACUGAACAGGAAGGCGAUGCCUGCUUCUUAUGUCGCGACACCAUCAUACCCACAGGGAGUGGUGAACAACAGUUCAAAGAUAUUAUUCAAAACAACUAGUAUAAAGGAUAAGAAGUACAUGUUUAUUAAAAAACUGGGCACCGGAGGAUCUAGUGAAGUGUAUAAAGUGUUAGAGGUUGGCACCUCAUGUGAGUAUGCCGUGAAGUGUGUGUACCUGGCCACGGACCACGAACUGGCACAAGGAUACAUCAACGAGGUGCGCCUGCUGAGAGAACUGCAGAACUCAGACAGAGUCAUCAGACUAUUUGAUUAUGAGUAUGACCGCACCAACCAGUUCCUGCGCAUGGUGUUGGAGGUGGGCGAGACGGACCUGUCUUCGUUCCUGAAGGCGCGCGGCGCUGGUCUCCCGCCCGCGCUCGUGCUGCACUACUGGGAGGAGAUGCUACAUGCUGUACAUUACAUACAUGAACAUGGUGUUAUCCACGCAGACUUAAAACCCGCGAAUUUCCUGCUAGUGUGCGGGAGACUGAAGCUGAUAGACUUUGGUAUUGCAUCAGCCAUCAGUAGCGACGCUACCUCUGUAGUGCGCUCGCAGGCCACGGGUACUUAUUCGUACAUCAGCCCUGAGGCGCUCAUGGGCGGCGCCGGCGGGUAUGGCGUCGCUAAUGGCGAAGGCAGCGCUCCCAUUAAGAUUUCAUUCCGAUCGGACGUGUGGUCGCUAGGCUGCAUCCUGUACAGCAUGGUGUACGGGCGCACCCCGUUCGGCCACAUCCCCAACCUCGCCAAGCUGGCCGCCAUACUCGACCCCAACCACCGCAUUGACUACCCGCCCGUAGAGCACCUCCCUCCAUCACUGAUCGCGGCGCUGAAGUGGUGCCUGACGUACAACGCGCGCGCGCGGCCGUCAGUGCGCGAGCUGCUGUCCAUUCCAUACUUGCAGCCGGCGCGCGGCACGCUGCCGCAGGCGCUGCUAGACAAACUGCAGCCACUCGUCACGCCAAACGAAUUCAGACUACUACAGAGGGCGCAACUGUAG